CUCAACUUGCAUUAAAUCCCAAAAUUGAAAUCUUAAUCACCUUAAAUAUCAAAUUCUCUCUCCCAAGAAAAUCAAAGAAUGUUUUGAGCUUAACUAAGGAACCCUAACCAGAGAUUUGGUUUUUCUUGAAAACAUACUCCAUCAAUGGACUUCUACCCCAACCCCACCACAACCAAAAGUCCAGAUGACUCUGGAUUUGAUACCCCACCACAUACCCAACCCAUUGAACCCUUCUUAUCCUUCACCAACGGCGCAAUCAAGAAGAACCACCACCACUCACUACCGCCUGUAGUGGUGGUGACAUACAAAGAAUGUUUGAAGAAUCAUGCUGCCAGCUUGGGUGGACAUGCCAUGGAUGGCUGCGGAGAGUUCAUGCCUUCUCCAUCCGCCACCACCGCAGAUCCCACCUCCCUAAAAUGCGCUGCAUGUGGCUGCCAUCGCAAUUUCCACCGCCGUGAGCUUAAUGAUCCCUCCCCCACCAGUAUAAUCCCUCCUCUGUUUGAUUUCCGCCACCCACCUCCACCUAGGAGACCUUCAUCUUCCCCCUCCCCAACACAACCAACCAACAUGUUAUUGGCCCUCAGUAUGGCGGUGCCGGAGGACAACUACCAGGCUCCGGCGAUACCAAUAGAAUUCAAGACAGAGAACCAAACAGGAAGAAAGAGAUUCAGAACAAAAUUCAGCCAGGAGCAGAAGGAAAAAAUGCACUCUUUUGCGGAAAAACUUGGGUGGAAAUUGCAAAAAUGUGAUGAAUCAACAGUUGAAGAAUUCUGCAAUGAAAUAGGAGUUUCAAGAGGUGUACUCAAGGUGUGGAUGCACAAUAACAAGAGCACUUUUGCCAGAAAAGAGAUUAACAAUGGCAGAAUCAUAACCUUUGAGAAUAAUGGGCUCAAAAUCAAUGGCGGAAGCAGCAGCAGCAACAAUGAGAAUAGAGAAGAAGAGCAAAUGAAGGACGAUCUAGAUGCUUGAGGGAGAGAAAUUUUGAUUAAAUUUCUUUGCUUAUCCUUUUUUUAAAUGAAAAUAUAGUUCCUCUUCAUCUCUAAGAACGAAGUUAAUUACAUUUAGUCUAGCUGAUUGAAAAUAUCUUCUUCUUCUUCUUCUUUUUUUAAUCGCUCAAUCGAGCUCACGGAUACUUCUCGAAGAAAUGUACUGAGUCGCAGCAAUUAGGAAUAAAGGAGCACUUCGAUGUUGAUAUUCGUAUGUGUAUUUUAUUUUUAUUUUUCCCUUUUUUUUCUUUUUUUUUCUGCAAGAAAAUACCAAAAUGGUAUCUAGAUUUGGUUGUCUA
Olea europaea var. sylvestris is the source of this 1285-nucleotide messenger RNA. RefSeq names its product zinc-finger homeodomain protein 10-like. The coding region runs from base 145 to 969 and encodes 274 amino acids. Gene Ontology annotation, cellular component: nucleus. Gene Ontology annotation, biological process: regulation of developmental process; regulation of DNA-templated transcription. The record is from RefSeq and is a predicted model, not a curated record. Lineage: Eukaryota; Viridiplantae; Streptophyta; Magnoliopsida; Lamiales; Oleaceae. The transcript has 2 exons. Gene Ontology annotation, molecular function: DNA-binding transcription factor activity; transcription cis-regulatory region binding.